Papilio machaon (common yellow swallowtail) is the source of this 781-nucleotide messenger RNA. RefSeq lists its product as uncharacterized. NCBI's taxonomy places the organism in Eukaryota, Metazoa, Arthropoda, Insecta, Lepidoptera, Papilionidae. The coding region runs from base 161 to 754 and encodes 197 amino acids. The record is from RefSeq and is a predicted model, not a curated record. The transcript is spliced from 4 exons.
AUGUUUAAAAGAUAUUUUUACAAAAUAAUCCAUAAUCUAAGAAUAAGAACAUAUUGGUAGAACUAUAAUGUUUCUCAUUUAGGAUGAAAAUAACUUUAAUCACUUUUCGCUAUCGCAAUUAAUUAAAUAAGUAAUAAAAGUUUGAUUAAAUAAGAUCAAAAUGUCUAAAACACCUACCAAAAACUCUGAGUCGGUGUUUUUUGGCCCGAAAGAACUGUUAACGCCAAAUAAAGAUCCGACGGGAAUAGUAAAAACUGUUUUUACGCAAAUAUCUAACAUACAUAGGCUUUUAAAUCAAUGGUUUAGAGUUAUUGAGAAAGGGACGGAAUUCGUAAGAUUAAUAUGUGCAUUAAAAUUACAUGAGUAUCGAGCGGACUAUUACCCACAACAAUUAAAAAGAUUAAUGGAGGAUCUUUUAGAAGCCAAAAAUGUAUUAAAGGACAUAGUUGAAAGUGUUGAUAUCAUCAAUAAGCAAGUUCAAGUAUUACCAAAACUGCAUUCAACAGGUUUGCCAGUAAUGAACACAUGGCUAGCUCCACACUUUGCAUCUCAAGUGUUAACUAUGUACACAUCAUUGUGUAAGGAAUUUAAACUGAAAGAAGUUGUAACAGAAAACAUUGCACACUGCAGAGAUGAGAAAUUAAUUGAAGUGUAUGCCAGCGCAUGGGAAUAUACGAUGUAUAUAAAUAUGGAAUCUGUCGCUUAUAUGUUUGCUGAAAUUGGUUUGAGUAGUAUUAAAAAAGAUGUUAAGUAAUCAAUUUUGUUUAUUUUCUACUAGCUG